Molecule: messenger RNA, 936 nt
Organism: Trichoderma breve
Lineage: Eukaryota; Fungi; Ascomycota; Sordariomycetes; Hypocreales; Hypocreaceae
Product: ecdysteroid kinase domain-containing protein
Exons: 2
Coding region: 1-936 (311 amino acids)
Source: RefSeq, a predicted model, not a curated record
AUGUCAGAGACCGAACAAAAGCUCCCUUUGGCCCCAGAGGAGAUCUCCUCAGAGUGGCUCUCCAGUGUCCUAGGACAAAAGGUCAAAUCUUUUGUGUUCACCAACCAGAUUCUCCUCGCAACUGCUAGCAAGCUAUUCGUCACAAUUACAUAUGAUGAUGCAGCGGCGGCCAGUGCGGCCGGCAAGCCCACCUCCAUCUGCCUUAAGGGAGGCUUCAACCAGGCUGUCGUCGCCCAAUAUCCAGAUAUCAUGAUCCGCAUUUACACUCGGGAAGUUGGAUUCUUCACCUGGGUCGCUCCAAGACUCAGCCACGUGGACAUGCUGAAGUGCUGGUGGUCAGGGUCCAACAGCGAGCAAGGAAUCGUCAUCCUGGACGACCUCAAUCAACAAGGUGGCACAUUCGGAGAACCAACAGAGACCUGGACAGUGGACCAGGUAAAGGCAGGCGUUGAGCAGCUCGCCGGCCUCCACGCCGGAACUUGGGGAGAUAAGAGCAGUGAUCUGCCCGCUUGGCUCACUGACCCAGAACACUACGACAGCACCAUCCUGAGCCUGUGUAGCUGGUGGCAAGGCCUGGUUGUUGGCGAGUCACGACCUCACUUCCCCUCGGACUGGAACGAGGAGCGUAUCACAGCCGCAAUGAAGAAGCACCUGAAGUCUCGUGAUCCAAAAUUCACAUGUCUCCUCCACGGCGACCCUCAUGCGGGUAAUACAUACUUCAUCAACGGUCAACCACGAUUCCUGGACUGGCAGCUCAUCCACGUUGGAUCGGCCUUCCACGAUGUUGCCUAUUUCGCUGUGGGAGCCUUGACCGUCAAGGACCGCAAGGAACAUGAAAUGUCCAUCUUGCAACACUACCUCGAUUCUCUCGCUAAAUUCGGAGGACCAACCUUCACUCUUGACGAUGUGCUGGUUGAGAGAGAGUGCAUGCUAUGA